Molecule: messenger RNA, 2249 nt
Organism: Drosophila ananassae
Lineage: Eukaryota; Metazoa; Arthropoda; Insecta; Diptera; Drosophilidae
Gene: Sidpn
Product: protein hairy
Exons: 3
Coding region: 397-1929 (510 amino acids)
Biological process (GO): regulation of neurogenesis; anterior/posterior pattern specification; regulation of transcription by RNA polymerase II
Cellular component (GO): nucleus
Molecular function (GO): protein dimerization activity; DNA-binding transcription factor activity, RNA polymerase II-specific; RNA polymerase II cis-regulatory region sequence-specific DNA binding
Source: RefSeq, a predicted model, not a curated record
CAGCAACAUGAGCUUACCAAGCGAUUCAGUCGGGAAAUUUUGCACAAGCCCAACGCACGCGGCAGCGGAAAAUCGAACAACCAACCCAGCCAGACACAACCGACAACCGACGAAGUGAAAAGUCGCAGUUGAUUGUGCCCCUUGCCAGGCCGUAACGUUGCACACACAGUUGCCGUUGCCGUCAGUUAUCCGUGAAUCCUCGACCCGUACGGACGCUAGUCCGCUUUUAACGUCAUUUUUACAAAAAAGCCUCGAAAUCAUAAAGACGUAAUUUUUACGCGACACGGCCUCUUAAAAACGCUUUUCGAUUUUAAAAGAAUUUUUGUUUGAGAAAACUAUUUGAAAAAAUAUUAUUCAACCGGAAACGAAUUCUUGGAAUUCCGUAAAAAUGAGAAAAUGACAGCAAAACGUGAUAAGGAUUAUUCGAAAAAUAAAUCAGCACCAGGCAUCGGAUUCACCGCCGCCGGCUCGACCAAUGGCAGCGGCAUAAAAUCCAUCGGGUUGGUUAGCUCGACGCAGAAUGUGACCUCGUCGCAGGACAUCAGCAAACGGACAAAUAAACCACUCAUGGAGAAGCGACGGCGGGCGCGCAUCAACCAGAGCCUGGCCAUCCUGAAGGCCCUCAUCCUCGAGUCCACCAAGAGCCAGAAUGCCAAGAACGGCGAGGGCCAGGCCAAGCACACGAAGCUGGAGAAGGCAGACAUCCUAGAGCUGACCGUGCGUCAUUUUCAGCGGCAUCGCAAUCUCGAUGAUCCUUCGGUCAACAAAUAUCGAGCUGGUUACACGGACUGUGCCCGCGAAGUGGCCCGAUACCUGGCCACUCCGGAGCCGCCUCCAAUGGGCACCAUGCCAACGCUGGCGGAGCCCGGUUCCAAGGCCCGUCUCCUGCGUCACCUCGACCAGUGCAUUGCCGAAAUCGAUGUGGAAAUCUGCCCCCAUUCCACGGCAAACUUCUCGGAAAGCCCCAGCAGCAGCAGCUGCUUCGACCUGAAUCACCCGAAGAAGCCCCAGCCGGAGGAGCACUCGCUGGACUACAGCAGCCAGGACUCGAAUCCCUUGGACUAUAGCAAGGGCUUGAAGUUGGCGGCCGCUGAGCAGCAGAGGGUUCAUCCAGCCACACCGGCACCCCAGGACGAGAAUAAUAAUCGCGGCCAGCAACAAGUCCAGGCAGCCAUUCCCAUUCAGGCGCAGACCCUGGUACAGGGCCAGCAGAGUCAACCGUCUCCGCUGGACGGAGUGACACCCAGCGAGCUCAGCUACGAAGAGGACCGGAACAAGGUUUGCGCCAAUGUCUUGGAGCAGUACAAGCAGCAGCUGAAGGCGCAGGUGCAGCAGCAGCCGGAUGGGACUAAUGGAGUCCUAGUUCUGCCCCCGCACUACGUCCAAUUGGCGGCGGCUUUGGGAUUGAGUGCCCAACCCUUGGUGGAUCCAAUAGCCACCCGAACGGACUUUGAACGGCUCAUCGAGCUGCAGCGUGUCCAGCCGCACUUGGCCGGCAAGCUGAGUCCCAGUUUUCCCGGCGGCCUGGAAGCGGCACAUGUAGCGGCCGCCGCAGCAGCUGCCUAUGCCAACAGCAUGGCGGUAGCCGCCUCCGCAGGUGCGUCCGUUUCCGCAGUCGUGGCCGGCACCCCAUCCACCCAUUCCGAAAGACCCGCCUCGGUGGCAGCCUCGGUCAGCUCGGGAGUCUCUGUGUCCGAGCUUAAAUCCAUGCCUCCCACGCAGCAGUCUUCGCCACGAUCGGAAAGCGGAAUCGGCUCCAACGAGAACGAGGGGCCAGUGUCAAGCCCUCGGCCGCAGACAAGUAGCGCCGCUCGUCAAGCACUCCGGCAGCGCCAGGAGGAGGAGUACCAUUACAUGGCCCAGGCGGCUGCGGCAGCUGCUGCAGCAGCAGCUGUCGGCCAGGAUGAGAGCAUGUGGCGACCAUGGUGAGCCGCCGAAGCGUCUGAGAUCUUAUGUACCAAGUAUGUAGACUGCACCAGUUCGUGGAAUACGCUCCAGCCGGCAACCGGAGGAGCGCGUUCCUACAUCGAUCGAUGGAAACCUAUUGUUAUUAUAGCUCGUCAGCGCAGCUCCUUUCCAAAUUGCAUUUCCUACCUGUGCCAAUGCCCCAGAGACUCUCUCCAAGACGGGUUCCAGAGCCAAGGAGAUUGAAUGUCCUUCUGAUUUAUUUGUGAACUUCUUUUAGUCCUGAACUCUGCGUUAAAUGUAUUUAAUUCUUUACGAAAAGCUAAGAUAUUUACAAAAGAAAA